AAACUGAUUAGGUCAUAUAAAGUUCCUUAACUUCUACUAAAAUGUGGUGGCUAUGUCGGUUGCACAUUUUCCAUCAAAGUUUUGAACAAUUUUACAUCUUUCACUUCAAUCAUUUUCAUAGAAAAAAAAAAAGAAAAAGACCAAAAUCAAAAUCAACAACUAUCUAGAGUUUUACAUCUGAGUGUCAAUUGUGAAUGACGGAAAAUAAUAAUAAUAAGACCAAAAACGGUGUGUGUGCCACAUAAGAACACAACAACGACAAAUAACACUGCCUAGUUGCUGUUUCUGUUUGUGUUUUUUUUCCGACUCGGUCCCUCGAACCCGAAAGACCCGUUCAUACUACAAACCCAGUUUUAAGUUUCCACCCAAAAUGGUUUCAAUUGAGUUUACUUGAAUUCAGUCUUCCAUUAUCAGACAAAACAAAACUCUCGCUUCAUAAAACAUAUUGGGAUUUCAUCAUAAUUCACACAAUUUGAACUUUUUUUCCGAUCAAACUACAGAAUUGGAACUCCAAUGAUUCAACCUUAAUUGAAGUUCAUUAACCACUUGAGGUCGAUCAUUCCUUACUCUGAAGUUAGAUUAUACGACAGCAACAACCAAGCCUUAUCGCAAUAGUGCGGUUUGAAUCAGGUGGCAAUGAAUUGUUUCCCAUUCAACAUCUACUAUGGAGAAAAGAAGGGUGAUGAUAAGGGCAUGCAGACACUAUCGGGUCUGUCGAACAACUCUACUUAUGGUGGGAGUGACAUGAGAAGAACUGGCUCUGAAUUAAAUUCUCUAGAUGCCUCAUCAGGCAACAGCUCUGACUCCCUCAGGAGGAAUGCGUUUCCCAAUUUGUCCCAAAGACCAAGCAACCUGAGAGUGUUUACUGUAUCUGAACUGAAAUCAGCCACCAAGAAUUUCGGUCGUUCAGUUAUGCUUGGUGAGGGUGGAUUUGGGUGUGUCUACAAGGGAUUGAUCAAGAGUUUAGAUGAUCCCCCUACUAAAAUUGAAGUCGCGGUUAAACAACUUGGUAAAAGAGGAAUUCAGGGCCAUAAAGAAUGGGUAACUGAAGUGAAUGUUCUUGGUAUUGUUGAGCAUCCCAAUCUUGUGAAACUAGUGGGCUAUUGUGCUGAUGAUGAUGAAAGGGGAAUCCAGCGGCUUUUAAUAUAUCAAUAUAUGCCCAAUGGAAGCGUGGAACACCAUUUAUCCCCACGAUCGGAAACUCCUCUCCCAUGGAGUAGGAGACUGAAAAUAGCCCAGGACGCUGCUCGUGGCUUAACAUACCUGCACGAGGAAAUGGAUUUUCAGAUAAUUUUCAGAGAUUUCAAAUCUUCAAAUAUCCUUCUGGACGAGCAGUGGAAUGCAAAGCUGUCAGACUUUGGAUUAGCAAGAUUGGGACCAUCUGAUGGGUUAACUCAUGUCUCAACAGCGGUUGUAGGAACAAUGGGCUAUGCUGCUCCUGAAUAUAUUCAGACAGGACGACUCACUUCAAAGAUUGAUGUAUGGAGCUACGGUGUCUUCCUUUAUGAACUCAUUACUGGGAGGCGUCCUUUAGAUCGAAAUCGCCCCAAGGGUGAGCAGAAGUUGUUGGACUGGAUAAGACCAUACCUUUCAGAUGUGAAGAAAUUUCAAAUAAUAUUGGAUCCAAGACUUGAGAGGAAACACUUCUCAAAGUCAGCCCAAAAACUUGCUUUAGUGGCUAACAGAUGCUUGGUCAGAAACCCAAAGAAUCGCCCUAAAAUGAGCGAAGUAUUAGAAAUGGUUAAUCAGAUUGUGGAGUCUUCGGCGAGUACUAUUCCACAACCAUCCAUGAAUAGCGUAGCCUCAGCCGAUGAUUCUCAAAACACUGAAAUCAAGAACAAAAAGAGGAUCAUGGAUCCAAAACCAGAUUGUAAUUGGUUUAGGUCCUGGAGACCAAAGCUUUUAAGAACAUGCUGAUUGUUACAGAUUUAAAUGAAUCAGAGCUAUGAAUUGCAUGCAGAGUUUCUUUUAUACAAAAGUUAUCCAUCUAUAUUUACCAUAUAUGUAGCAUAGACACAUCAUAUUGAAGACAUGUUCACUGUCUGACACAAAGACGACAUUGACACAUUGACACACGUGGUUACACUUAAUCACCUCUAUUUUCUCAAA
This is a messenger RNA of Vicia villosa (hairy vetch), 2109 nucleotides long. Its product is annotated as serine/threonine-protein kinase PCRK1-like. Gene Ontology annotation, biological process: protein phosphorylation. Lineage: Eukaryota; Viridiplantae; Streptophyta; Magnoliopsida; Fabales; Fabaceae. The transcript has 6 exons. Gene Ontology annotation, molecular function: protein kinase activity; ATP binding. The record is from RefSeq and is a predicted model, not a curated record. Bases 637 to 1917 code for a protein of 426 amino acids.